UCCACCUUUAGACCAUCAAGAGGAAAGACUCAGUAUAAAUGCUUCCACGGGGAAUGGAAAGAACCUAAUUUAAAGAAGUAUUGUUCUUUACCUUACUCAGAAAAAUACAAGGCUCCCAUAUAGGCUGCUCUGUUGGCAUGUCCAAAGGACAUAGCAGGAAAAUAUACUCAGCUUCAUUCAGACUCGGAAUAUAUCCAUUGUUGUAAAACUGGGCCAUUGGAUCUGACCAGGUCAUGGGAAAAGAUGGAAGUUGAAAACAAUCGUACAUUGGUUACUGAUUUUGUGGUGGUUGGGUUUACAACAGACCCAUUUCUACGCACAGUUCUCUUUGUGGUAUUCUUGGCCUCAUACAUCCUAACGCUGACUGGGAAUCUGGGCCUCAUAGCCCUGAUCUAUCUGGACUCCCACUUGCACACACCCAUGUACUUCUUUGUGGGCAGCCUUUCCUUCCUGGAUGUCUGGUAUUCCUCAGUCUAUAGUCCUCGGAUCUUAUAUGAUUGUUUGUCCAAGAACAAUCGCAUUUCCUUAGCGGGUUGUGCAGCCCAGUUCUUUUUCUCUGCUGGAUUGGGCUGGAGUGAAUGCUUCCUAUUGGCCUUCAUGGCCUAUGACCGCUUUGUGGCCAUCUGCAACCCACUCCUUUAUGCCACUGCCAUGCCCAAGAAGCUCUGUGUCCAUCUAGUGGUGGGGUCUUAUGUAGUGGGGUUUGCCAAUGCUAUUGCACACACUGGUAACACUUUCCGUCUACAUUUCUGUGGUAGUAAUAUCAUCAACCACUACUUUUGUGAUGUGCCACCACUUUUGAAAAUGGCAUGUGCUGACAAAAGAGUUUAUGAAUUCAUCCUGACUGCUCUCAUUGGUUUCAGUUUGCUGGCAGCCACUGCUGUCAUCGUGAAAUCCUACGUUGGUAUUGUGGCAGCCAUUAUUCGCAUCCGUUCCGCUGCAGGGAGACGCAAGGCUUUCUCUACUUGCUCGGCUCACCUUGUCUCUGUCUCCCUCUUCUAUGGCUCCAUGCUCAUCAUAUACUCCACACCUAACUCUUAUCACACUCCAAAUUGGGACAAGGCAACUGCGUUGUUCUAUACAGUAGUCAACCCUCUGGUCAACCCUUUGAUUUACAGCUUACGCAACAAAGAUGUGAAGGCAGCCUUCAAGAAAGUCUGGGGGAGAUUCACAGCACACAAAUAAAUGGCAAUCUCCUUCUUUAGGGUAGACUGCAGAUAAUGAAAUUAACCUCUAGGCUUCAAUGUCUGCCAGCCAACCAGCCAGUUUCCUCCUUCCCCCAUUUGCUUCCUUCUAAGAGAAAGUGGAGAAAGUCAGGAGACCAGAAUUAACUUCAAAGAUCAGCAGUCAUCCCGAGGCUCAUAAUCCCCAUGCAUACUUUUCUUCAUCAGCAAUUUCAUUCCAUAUGUAUACCUUCCCAAUCUUUUCCUAACCUAGCAGCAUCCUGACAUUUUAUUUCAUAUUUUUAAAUUAUUUUAGCAACUUUUAACUUGCUUUGUGGUGUUGAUGAUGUAGUUACCAUUCUCGCUAUAGUCCGGCAUUGUGAGCCACUAACCAUGUUUAAACCCUCCUUGGUUGGACGUUUAUAUUCAUUCCAAAUUCUCAUAAUAGCAUGUCGAAGAAAAUGAUUUUUAAAAUUUACAUUAAUAUUGACUUUAUCAUACUAUAAAUACCAUGCCGCCCAAAUCACAAGUCAUGUCUUUCUAACUGUAAAAGCUUUCUAUUUUUCAGCAACAUCCAUUCCUUCACCCAAACUAAACAACAGCCUUCAAAUAUAAUCUCAAAUCAAAUAAACCCAAUCCUCCUCUUUUUUUUUUUUUUACAUCUAAUAACACCUUAUAUUUCAGUCUCAAAUAUAUACCUAAAUUUGUGUGGAAGGAUGUGAGUCCUGGACUUUGUACCAAUGACACAUUAAAUACCUGGAGAAAUUUCACUUGCAUCCCCUCCACUCCAUCUUUGGCACUUGUUGGCCACAUUGUGUCUUCAACCUAUCAUCUUGAUUAUCCAGAAUGAAUGACCACUAAAUGCCUCACCACUAUGCACUGUAGUGUACUAAAACUGGGAAGAGACCUCAAGAUCAUCCAUGCAAGCACUACAAUGACACUAUAACGGAAGCCCUAUAUCUCUGUGACAUCCAGCCAAAGAAACUAGAAGCUUUGGCUGCUGACAGAACUCUGCUGUGCUAUGAAGCCUCCACCAGUUUUGAAGACAAGCAAAGCCAAAAAUUGUGUGAGACAUCACAGAAUAACACCUAGAGUUACUACAGCAAUAGAGUAGCCUUUUGUGCUAAACUAUGCAUUUCCAGGUUGGGACUGCAGAGCCAUCUCCACAGAUCCAUAGAUGAAUUCCAUAAUAAUAUCUUCUUGGAACCCAAAAGACUACCCAUACAAAUGUUUUGUGUGUAACAAUACAAACAGCAGUUUUUCUUGUUGGGCAUUCAUGUGACC
Crotalus tigris (Tiger rattlesnake) is the source of this 2447-nucleotide messenger RNA. Its product is annotated as olfactory receptor 9G4-like. The coding region runs from base 244 to 1185 and encodes 313 amino acids. Gene Ontology annotation, cellular component: membrane. The transcript is spliced from 3 exons. Lineage: Eukaryota; Metazoa; Chordata; Lepidosauria; Squamata; Viperidae. Gene Ontology annotation, biological process: sensory perception of smell; G protein-coupled receptor signaling pathway. Gene Ontology annotation, molecular function: G protein-coupled receptor activity; odorant binding; olfactory receptor activity. The record is from RefSeq and is a predicted model, not a curated record.